CCCGUCCCAUCUCCCUGUCCCGUCUCCCGACCCGUACGCCUUUCCUCAACUCGCGCUCACGAAUGGUUAAAAAAAAAAAAAAAAGGGUGUGAGGCUCGAGCCCGCCAGCCAGGCCUCCAGCACCUCGCGCGCGCCCUCAGCAAGGACCCGCGCGAGCUGCCCGUGACGCUGCCUGCGCUGUUUGAAACUGCAGAACCCGUUAGGAUCUUGGGAAAACUACCGUUCCAGCUGGUUCCGGAGCCCGUGCAUGCCAGGGGGGCAAGUGGCGGUCGCGAGGAGGCUCUUGCCUUUCGCGUCUCUGCAGCGUGGAGACUAGAACUGGCACUUUCGAGGGACGCCACCUCCAAUCGCAGUGCUGGCGCGGGCGGAGGCUAAAACACGGGGGUCCUGAGACUGAGGAAAACGCGCCAAGUUCCCCUCGGUGGUGGAGUGGGAAAGACCCUAGCGGUUCAGGCGCUUGGCGAGCGGGACUACUUCUUGCUCUCCUCGCCAUCCCGGGGCGGGGGAGGGCGGGGGCGGGCGCCGCUCCGGGGAUGUAGUUGUUGCCGGCGCAGGGCAGGACCGAGCGGCAGCCCGGGUUCCCGCUCUUGAGAGCGAAUGGUCACUCCCCUGCGAGGAGGGCGAUCCGGCCAGGUUUCCCUUGGGUCGGGGCCCCCGCGGGCUCGGGGCAGGGGCUCACCUGUCGCACCCACACACAUCCCGGCUGGACUCCGGGCGUCACCGCCGCGGACCUCGCUUUGGGCCAUGACCAGAUAUGAUUGGUGAUUACAUCCUUGUAUAAAUUAAUUCUUGUCAACUCCUUGGGAUUUGAAGAGAAAAUGCCUGGUGUCAUACCUAGUGAAAGUAAUGGGCUUUCAAAAGGUAGCCCAUCCAAAAAAAACAGACUUUCCUUGAAGUUUUUUCAGAAAAAGGAAACUAAGAGAGCCUUGGAUUUCACAGAUUCUCAAGAAAAUGAAGAAAAGGCUUCUGAAUAUAGAGGAUCUGAAAUUGAUCAAGUUGUUCCUGCAGCACAGUCCUCACCUAUAAACUGUGAGAAGAGAGAAAACUUGCUACCAUUUGUGGGACUGAAUAAUCUCGGCAAUACUUGUUAUCUUAAUAGUAUACUUCAGGUAUUAUAUUUUUGUCCUGGUUUUAAAUCUGGAGUGAAGCACUUAUUUAACAUUAUUUCAAGGAAGAAAGAAGCCCUAAAAGAUGAAGCCAGUCAAAAAGAUAAGGGAAAUUGUAAGGAAGAUUCUUUGGCAAGUUAUGAACUAAUAUGCAGUUUACAGUCCUUGAUCAUUUCAGUUGAACAGCUUCAGGCUAGCUUUCUCUUAAAUCCAGAGAAAUACACUGAUGAACUUGCUACUCAGCCAAGGCGACUGCUUAACACACUCAGGGAACUCAACCCUAUGUAUGAAGGAUAUCUACAGCAUGAUGCACAGGAAGUAUUACAGUGUAUUUUGGGAAACAUUCAAGAAACAUGCCAACUCCUAAAAAAAGAAGAAGUAAAAAAUGUGGUAGAAUUAUCUACUAAGGUAGAAGAAAAACCUCAUCAGAAGGAGGAAAUGAGUGGUAUUAACACCAUAGAGAUGGACAGUAUGAGGCAUUCUGAAGACUAUAAAGAAAAACUCCCAAAAGGAAAUGGGAAAAGAAAAAAUGACAUUGAAUUUGGUAACAUAAAGAAAAAAAUUAAAGCAUCCAAGGAACACCAGUCAUUGGAAGAGAACCAGAGACAAACCAGAUCAAAAAGGAAAGCUACAGGUGAUACAUUAGAGAUUCCUUCUAAAAUAAUCCCCAAGUAUGUUUCUGAAAAUGAAAGUUCAAGACCCUCACAAAAGAAAUCAAGAGUUAAAAUAAAUUGGUUAAAGCCUGCAGCUAAGCAACCCAGCAUUCUUUCUAAAUUCUGUAGUCUGGGGAAAAUAACAACAAACCAGGGAUCCAAAGGACAGUCGAAAGAAAAUGAAUAUGAUCUUGAAGAGGACUUGGGGAAGUGUGAAAAUGAAAACACAACUAAUGGUUGUGAACUUGAAUCUCCAGGGAAUAAUGUUAAGUCCGUUAAUGUUAAUGAAGUUAAGCCCAUAAACAAAGGUGCAGAGCAAAUUGGUUUUGAGCUAGUAGAGAAAUUAUUUCAAGGUCAGCUGGUAUUAAGGACUCGUUGCUUAGAAUGUGAAAGUUUAACAGAAAGAAGAGAAGAUUUUCAGGACAUCAGUGUGCCAGUACAAGAAGAUGAGCUUUCCAAAGUAGAGGAGAGUUCUGAAAUUUCUCCAGAGCCAAAAACAGAAAUGAAGACCCUGAGAUGGGCAAUUUCACAGUUUGCCUCAGUGGAGAGGAUUGUAGGAGAAGAUAAAUAUUUCUGUGAAAAUUGCCGUCAUUAUACUGAAGCUGAACGAAGUCUUUUGUUUGACAAAAUGCCUGAAGUUAUAACUAUUCAUUUGAAGUGCUUUGCUGCUAGUGGCUUGGAGUUUGAUUGUUAUGGUGGCGGACUUUCCAAGAUCAACACUCCUUUACUGACACCUCUUAAACUGUCACUGGAAGAAUGGAGCACAAAGCCAACCAACGACAGCUAUGGAUUAUUUGCGGUUGUGAUGCAUAGCGGCAUUACCAUCAGUAGUGGGCAUUACACUGCUUCUGUUAAAGUCACUGACCUUAACAGUUUAGAACUAGAUAAGGGAAAUUUUGUGAUUGACCAGAUGUGUGAAAUAGGUAAACCAGAACCAUUGAAUGAGGAGGAAGCAAGGGGUGUGGUUGAAAAUUAUGAUGAAGAAAUGUCAAUUAGAGUCAGUGGAAAUACACAGCCAAGCAAAGUUUUGAACAAAAAAAAUGUAGAAGCUGUUGGACUUCUUGGAGGACAAAAGAGCAAAGCAGAUUAUGAGCUAUACAACAAAGCAUCUAAUCCUGAUAAAGUUGCCAGUACAGCAUUUGCUGAAAAUAGAAAUUCUGAGACUGACAGUACUAAUGGGACCCAUGAAUUUGAUACAAACAAGGAUUCCAGUGACCAAACAGGCAUUAACUUCACUGGAUUUGAGAACAAAAUUUCAUAUGUAGUGCAAAGUUUAAAGGAGUAUGAGGGGAAGUGGUUACUUUUUGAUGAUUCUGAAGUAAAAGUUACUGAAGAGAAGGACUUCUUGAAUUCUCUUUCCCCUUCUACAUCUCCCACAUCUACUCCUUACUUGCUAUUUUAUAAGAAAUUAUAGAGUAUUUUCCUUAUGUAUAUAUUAAACAGACCUGGACAAAAGCUGGUAGGUAAAGUUGACUACAUCAGAGUCUAGCUUAUCUUUUGAAGCUAUUGGGUAUUAUUGGUCUCUCUAAGGUUUUUAUAUAAAUAGUGAAAUUUGAAUUACUGAAAACCAUGUUAAUUUUUAGAAUUCAUUUCCCAUAGUAGAGACUAGUGAUGCAUUAGCUUCUGGGAACAAACUUGUAUAGGUUCUUAAUUGAAUUAUCCAAAUGGAAACAUGUAAACACUUUUGAAUUCACACCUAUCUUUUGUGUUUGCUUUUUAAAAUAAAGUGCUUGUAUUUGUAUCUCCAUA
Messenger RNA from Hyaena hyaena (striped hyena), 3508 nucleotides. It is a transcript of the gene USP1, whose product is annotated as ubiquitin specific peptidase 1. Gene Ontology annotation, molecular function: cysteine-type endopeptidase activity; cysteine-type deubiquitinase activity. Gene Ontology annotation, biological process: regulation of DNA repair; protein deubiquitination. Bases 819 to 3173 code for a protein of 784 amino acids. Gene Ontology annotation, cellular component: cytosol; nucleus. The transcript has 9 exons. Lineage: Eukaryota; Metazoa; Chordata; Mammalia; Carnivora; Hyaenidae. The record is from RefSeq and is a predicted model, not a curated record.